This is a messenger RNA of Ailuropoda melanoleuca (giant panda), 1307 nucleotides long. RefSeq names its product F-box protein 16 (gene FBXO16). The record is from RefSeq and is a predicted model, not a curated record. Gene Ontology annotation, molecular function: protein binding. The transcript has 9 exons. Bases 158 to 1183 code for a protein of 341 amino acids. NCBI's taxonomy places the organism in Eukaryota, Metazoa, Chordata, Mammalia, Carnivora, Ursidae.
AGCGAAAGGAUUUAUAGGUGGUGAUUGGAUUCUGUAAGAAAGGGUGGGUGCUGGUCAAAGAAAAGGCUGCCAUGGCAACACCAGCGCUUGAGGCUUGAAGAGGGAGGUGAGCUGAAAGAGGUAUGGUUUUUCUUUUGGAAGCAUAUUCCGUUAUUUCAUGAUGGCAUUUGCACCUCCAAAAAGCAUAGAUGGUCCCAAAAUGCAGACAAAGAUGAGUACCUGGACACCUCUAAACCAUCAGCUUUUGAAUGACCAGGUAUUUGAAGAAAGAAGAGCUCUGCUUGGAAAAUGGUUUGACAAAUGGACAGACUCUCAGCGGAGAAGAAUCUUGACAGGCCUGUUAGAACGUUGCUCCCUGUCACAGCAAAAGUUCUGCUGUCGAAAGCUUCAAGAAAAAAUUCCAGCAGAGGCUCUGGAUUUUACUACCAAGCUUCCAAGGGUGUUAUCUUUAUACAUCUUUUCUUUCCUGGACCCCCGAAGUCUUUGUCGUUGUGCACAGGUGAGCUGGCACUGGAAGAGCUUAACUGAGCUGGAUCAGCUCUGGAUGCUCAAAUGUUUACGAUUUAACUGGUACAUCAAUUUCUCUCCAACUCCCUUUGAGCAGGGAAUAUGGAAGAAGCACUACAUUCAAAUGGUAAAAGAACUUCAUGUUACCAAGCCUAAGACACCUCCAAAAGAUGGGUUUGCCGUUGCCAAUGUUCAACCAAUUACAAGCAGUUCUGCAGAGGAAAAACAGUCCCCUGCAUCAGCUUUCCGGUCCUCUUCCUCUUUGAGAAAGAAAACUCAGCCAGGGGAGAAAGAACUCCCACCCUGGCGAUCCUCUGACAAGCAUCCAACUGAUAUCAUUCGCUUCAAUUAUCUGGACAACUGUGACCCCAUUGAGCAAAUCUGGCAAGGAAGGAGGAAAAGACAUGAAAUGAACCCAGAUUUCAGCCGACAAUCACAUGAUAAGAAAAAUAAAUUGCAGGACAGAUCUAAGCUAAGAAAAGCACAGUCACUGAUGUCCCUAAGCGCGGAACCAAGCGCCCCUCUCCGAGUUCCCGCUCAUCUCGCCUGGUCUCCUCAUCCGUGGGCAGGGCUUCCAGCCACCGAAGCAGCCACGAAAAUCCUCCUGCAGCAUCUUCAGAGGCACUCUGGGCUUCAGGCAUUACCCAUCCAGGCUCCAGAGCCGAAGUUAAUUUAAACAUGCGAAAGGACUGUGACAGAAAUGACAAGGCGGAGCCCUCAUGGUCAGCCCUCAGGAGCCAGGGGCAGCUGAGCAGCUGGUAUGGCCUAUGGCUCCAGGAUUCUGCCCUGCUUUGCCCCCC